GGUGACGUCACCGGCCGGUAUCGCGCGGGGGAUGCGGCAGUGAGGGAGGCCCUCGCUUUGUGGCAGCAGCGGCGGCGGCGCUCGCUCGCUCCGCGUUUCGAUCGAAAACUCCGCCAGUUAAAAAAAAGAACACUUAGAGAUGGCUCGUCUUUACCUGGGCAAGCUUAGCUACAAGGCGAGCGAGAAGGACAUUGAGCGCUUCCUUAGAGGCUUCGGCAAGAUCGUUGAGAUUAGCCUCAAGAACGGGUAUGCAUUUGUGGAGCUUGAAGAUGGCCGGGAUGCGGAUAGUGCCGUGUACGAGCUGAACGGCCGCGACCUGUGUGGGGACCCGGUGGUGGUGGAACAUGCCCGGGGGCGGCCGGGAGGUGCUUCUUCAAUUUUCGGAGGACGCUCCGGACUCUACAGGCCUCCCAUCCGCACCGAGUACCGGCUCGUAGUGGAGAACCUCUCCACCCGCUGCGAUGCAGAACAGCUGAAGGACUCGCUGCGCCGUGCUGGCGAGGUGAUGUAUGGCGAAGCGCACGUGGAGCGAGACAAUGAGGGCUUUGUGGAGUUCCGCACGUUUGUGGACAUGAAGCGAGCUCUGGACGAGCUGGACGGCAUGGAGCUCUUUGGCCGCAAGCUCAAGCUGAGGGAGGAGCGCUCCAACCGGACGCUACGCGCUAAACGCCGCAGUCGAUCGAGGUCACGCUCGAGAAACCGCCGCCGAAGGCUGAACCGGGCAAAACGGUCGCGAAGCAGGAGUGGCAGGAGGGCGAGACGACGCAGCCGCACACGCAGCCGAUCCAGGUCUCGUUCACCGGCAAAGCGUAAACGAGGCAGGGACAGCAGGUCCCAUUCACGGUCUCGCAGAAAGAAAAGUCGCUCGCGCAGCCGCUCUGUCUCUGUCGGUAAAACAAACGGCAGGAACGGCGGGAAGCGGUCGGCAUCCAGGUCUCGAACAAAAUCUCGGUCUAGGUCCAGGUCUCGCAAGAGGGUCAGGCGAUCGCGUUCCCGCUCCAAGUCGAGGUCUCCUAGACGCGCAAAGAAUGUGCGCUCUCGCUCGAGGUCGAGAUCUCCCAAGCGGGGGAAGAACGCCAGGUCCCGAUCCAGGUCCGCGUCUGUCAAGGGAAGGAAGUUUAGCAGGUCGCGCUCGAGGUCUCCAUCUCCAAAGACCAGGAAAUACUCGAGGUCCCAUUCUCGGUCAAGGUCCCCCAAGGGAAGGAAAAACAGCAGGUCUCGCUCCAGGUCUGUGUCUCCCAAGAGAAGGAAAAAUAGCAAGUCUCGCUCGAGGUCUCGAUCGCUCAGGGGACGGAAGAACAUCAGGUCUCGUUCUCGCUCGAGGUCUGCCAAGGGAAGGAAAAACAGUAGAUCUCGCUCUAGGUCUAGAUCUCUCAAGGGAAGGAAGAAGGUUAGGUCUCGCUCCAGGUCUCCCAAGAGAGGAAGAAAUGCUAGGUCUCGCUCCAGAUCUGUAUCUCCUAAGGCAAGGAAGAUUGCCAGGUCUCGCUCGAAGUCUAGAUCUCCCAAAGCAAGGAAGAACGUGAGGUCUAGUUCUAGGUCAAAGUCUCCCAAAGGAAGGAAAAAUAGCAGGUCUCGUUCCAGGUCUCUAAAGGGAAAGAAAAAAGUCGGAUCUCGUUCUCGGUCACGGUCUCCUAAGAGAGGGAAGAAUGCCAGAUCUCGCUCCAAGUCUCCCGCGGGAAAGAGAGACAGCAGAUCUCGCUCCAGAUCAGGAUCUCCUAAGUGUAGAAAGAACACCAGGUCUCGCUCUGGUUCCAGGUCUCCCGAGGGAAAGAAAGACAGCCCGUCUCGCUCUAGGUCUAGAUCUCCGAAGAAAGAGGAAAAGAUGAAGCCUCUCUCCAAAUCCAAGUCGCCAUCACCGUCGAGGCAGAGGUCUCGGUCUCGCUCCGCGUCUCAGAUAAGGUCAAAGUCGAGGUCUCCCUCCUGCCCGAAACCUGCCUCCAACUCGAGCUGCCCCACUGCCACUAAACAUUAGAAACAAUUGUGGGUUUCUUACAUUGGAUUUUUGAAGGGGUGUUAAAGGGGGUGUUUGUAAUUAUUAUUAUCAAAAACAUUUUUACCGUUUCACUUCACAGGUUAACACUGGCAUUCGUAUGAAUGAAGUAGUAAUCCAUUUAUAGUGAACUGCUUAUUUUUAAUAGAUGUUUGAUUUGUCUGCAUUGAGCCUCUCAUGCUUUUGUGAGUUGUUUUUUUUUCCCCCAUAAGGCAAUCAUUUACGUAGGAGCUUGGUUUGUUGCUGUGUUAAUGAACAAUCUUCAAAAAUGACGACUCCAGGGUUGCAAUAGAUGGCAGCAGGGUCAUACAAGCAUGAAUUCUUUCUCAGCUGUCAUGUGUGCCCUCUUAGUUCCUGUGAAGGGUUAAAAUUAUAGUAAGGUGCCAGUAAGUCACGAAAUUGUGAUUUUAUAAGUCAGUCCUUUCACUCGCCCAAUUGACAACUCGCAGACAUUUUUGAGUGAAUGGCCAUGACGUGUUUUUUUUCGGUACAUACGUGUGUUGAACUUCUUUUGCACUGUACGUAGCCAAUCCUGCUCACUGGAGGUGCGGGGGAAGGACAACAAACUAAACAUAAGAACAGUGCUAAAAAAAUGGUUAAUUUAGAUUUAAAAGUCCAUAGAUCCAGUGGCAUCCUCUUAUUGGAAGGAAGAGCGUUCCAGACGGCCGUGAAAGCGCGCAAUGCAGCGACCGUCUUUGUUCGAUGGUUAGCCAAACUCCACUGCAAGGAUACACAGAACAUAGCAUCAUGUGCUGUGCACAUUUCAGCAUUACAUUUAUUGUACAAUUGAUGCUAUGUCCACCUUGCUUAAUGAGAGCUGUGUGGAGUACUUAACCAGGCAUAUUGCAAUCUUGGAAUUCCUUGUUGCCAAGAAGAUAAUUAUUGAUUUGUAUUAAAGUAAAUUACACCCUUUGCUGUAUACUUCAUUAUAAAAAAUAAAUAAACCGCCUCCACGUGGAA
Messenger RNA from Petromyzon marinus (sea lamprey), 2950 nucleotides. RefSeq lists its product as uncharacterized. Gene Ontology annotation, molecular function: RNA binding. NCBI's taxonomy places the organism in Eukaryota, Metazoa, Chordata, Hyperoartia, Petromyzontiformes, Petromyzontidae. The record is from RefSeq and is a predicted model, not a curated record.